CCCUCAGCACACAGACACACGCUCACUCUCCCUAAAGGAGGGAGCGAGGCAGAGACACAGAGAGGGGAUUGAGAGGAGCAGAAGAGGAGAGGCUAUCUCCGGGCUGCUCUCCACUGCAGCGUCUGGCUUUCACUAAAAGGUCCGUGACCGUGUUUUUCCUGCGCUUGUUUGCCUAAUUUAUUCCUGCCAGGGCCAGCAGAAAGAAAGGCGGAAAGAAGAAGAAGAGGAAAAAAAAAAAAAAAAAAGGACGGGCAGAAUAGUAAAGAGUGCAACAGUACACCCUGACUCGCUGACAGGGAAUGCAGAGGAGAGGUUCUGGCCUCUGGUUGUUACUGCUGGAUGGACAAGCACUGACAAAACAAGAGAAGAGGGAGAGGGAGACAACACUUUGUGGAGCUUUGAGAGAAGAGAGAGAGAGAGAGGCAACUGCCACUAAGGAGAUUACUCAACAGCUUUUGUUUUGGCUUGUUUUUUUUUUUUUCUCCUGUGACAUUUGAGCCUCUGACACCACAGACUCUGAGGACUUGGACGAGCCACAAGAAAAGCAUAAUUUCACCGCAGACAAGAGAAGAGGACGACUUCUUUGAUGAACUCUGUCGCUGCACAAACCACAUUUUUCUAGGAGUGAAAAGAGUGUAUUGUCUUUCUAACCACUCUUCUAAUUUUAAUAUCAAGUGUGGGAUCAGUGUCUACAUGCGGUUAUUUUGAAGACACAAAGGUGUUGCUGAGCCAAAACGCUAGUUGUGUAUAAAAGCUGAAGAGACACUGAACUCAUCUACUCUCAGAAAACCAAAGAAAAAGGACAAAAUCCAAUUCCAAAAUUACCUAGACGUCUUCUUUUUUUUUUCUUCUUUUUUUUCCUUUUGGGACACGUGUAUGACCAUUUUCAGAGCAAAAUACUAUCUUAUUUUCCUCUUCAUCACUAACACCUCUGGUUCUGUAACAGCCUCGACAAGUCAAGAGUGCGUCUGGACUAGAACUGCCUCAGAUCAGCAGAUAACACCUCUGCACGCCAGGAACUGGUUGGACUAGUUUAUAAGUUGGAGGAGAGGGCAGGGCAGUUUAACCCUGCCUGAAGGAGAGUUGUGUUUUAUUUUCCUCCCACUUGCUUGUCCUUUUGGGAGAAAGUCGUGCGCUGAGAGAGAGAGAGAGACAGAGAGCGAGAGAGGGGCUGAGCUUCUUUUUUAUUUGGAGAGCGACUCUACUUUUGUCCCCUCGCCACUUUGCUUAAGGAUAGGUGAGGUAUUUUUUUUUCCUCACUUCUUCCAGUCAGGGAGACAGAGAAAGUGAGAGGGAGGCAAGAAAGAAAGAAAGAAAGAGGGAGUCAAAGUGUAAUUUAUUGUUUCCUGUGAAAAGAGCAAGGCUGCACCCUUUUCUCCUGCUUGAACUCUGAACCACUAAAUGUGUGCCAAGUUUUCUCAGACCUUCGGAGCCAUUGAUCGGAGGUCAGGGCAGAAAACGCACGGGUGAAAGACAAGAACAGAGAGCAGAGGGAUUAAAGAAGAGAGAAAAAAAGCACUGAGAAGGGCCUCUGGGUCAGUCCGAGCAGACGGCAAAGGGGAGAAAGGUCAACGUGUUGGAACCCUGGACAACUCGUCUUCAGAUUUCUGGACAAAGCCUGCCUUGAAUUACAAAACCUGGAGUCACUGUCUUUUGAGUCUGGAAUCAGUUUGUUAAGACUUUGAGGGUAGUUGGGAGCUGGGGGACAGGGCGGGUCUGUGUAUGAUCCACUCACAGGACUGCGUGUCUCAGAGAGAAUAUGGCCAUGGUGAGCGGGGGAUGGGGCAACCCCAACGGGGACACUAAUGGACUAGGGGAGAAGGCUUACCUGAGGAGGGAGGAAGAGGACGGAUCGCCCCAGGCUGGGAGCAGUGAUGUGGACGUCGGGGAUGAGGACAAGGCCUGCGUGGUGGACUGCGUGGUGUGCGGUGACAAGUCCAGUGGGAAGCACUACGGCGUGUUCACCUGCGAGGGCUGCAAGAGCUUCUUCAAGAGGAGCAUCAGGCGAAACCUCAGCUACUCGUGCAGAUCAAAUCGAGAAUGCCAAAUCGACCAGCAUCACCGCAACCAGUGCCAAUACUGUCGGUUGAAGAAAUGUUUCCGGGUUGGGAUGCGCAAAGAAGCUGUCCAGCGGGGUCGGAUCCCUCCAUCUCACUCAGGUAUCAGUCCAAACUCCCUGGCGGGUGGAGUUGGAGGUGCAGGGCCCGGUCACAUCGGGACAGAUUAUUUCAACGGGCAGCCGGUUUCAGAUCUCAUCUCCCAGCUCCUCCGGGCUGAGCCGUACCCCAGCAGCCGUUACGGGACCCCUUACAGCCAGGCACAGAUGCAGGCAUCUGCGAGUGGAGCCUCGGUCAUGGGCAUCGACAGCAUCUGCGAGCUGGCCGCCCGGCUCCUCUUCAGCACCAUCGAGUGGGCCAGAAACAUCCCAUACUUCCCAGAGCUGCCAGUCUCAGAGCAGGUGGCACUGCUUAGGCUGAGCUGGAGCGAGCUCUUCAUCCUGAACGCUGCUCAGUCCGCUCUGCCCCUGCACAUGGCACCUCUGCUGGCAGCUGCCGGGUUUCACUCGUCCCCGAUGUCUGCUGAGCGCGUGGUGUCCUUCAUGGACCAGGUCAGGAUUUUUCAGGACCAGGUGGACAAGCUGAACAGGCUGCAGGUGGACUCAGCCGAGUACAGCUGCCUCAAAGCCAUUGCGCUGUUUUCACCUGAUGCAUGCGGUCUGACAGACCCAGCCCACGUAGAGUCCCUGCAGGAGAAGGCCCAGGUUGCCCUGACAGAGUACGAAAGGUUGCAGUACCCCAACCAGCCUCAGCGAUUCGGCCGCUUACUGCUGCGCCUCCCUGCUCUGCGUGCUGUGCCGGCCAACCUCAUCUCCCAGCUCUUCUUCAUGCGGCUGGUGGGCAAGACGCCCAUCGAGACGCUGAUCCGAGACAUGCAGCUAUCAGGGAGCUCCAUCAGCUGGCCCUAUGCACCGGGACAGUAAACCCCAGUGACUUCCAGAGUGAGACGAGACAGAGAUCAGAUGGGGAGGAUACAGAGCUCACAAAGAUCACAUACAAGUACACACUGAAUGUUAUGAAUACAAACUAGGAUCCUAUUUGUGAGUGUAGAGGUCAGUUUUUCCCCACAUUAGCCCUGUAAAGUUUGGUGGUAGUCACACCAAAGCUGCUUUCAGGGAAACAAAAACGUAUGUUUGUCUUUAUGUUUGCUGCACUUGACAGUUUUCUCUGACCUCCUUCUGAUCUCUCUUCGUCUCAUUCUGGACAAAAAAACAGGGCUUGAAUUGAAAAUGCAGACUCUAACAUGAGGCCAUGUGCCUGUACUACCUCCUCCCAUCUCACCCCUUAUGUGACUCAGUUUGAACCCAGGCGCUGUGUGUUUUCACUCUGCUUUGUUUUUGAGUCAAAAUGAAGCCAUAGCAGUGCCACUUUUACAGACAAAGCUUUAUACAUCAUCACAACUGGGACAUAUUGUGCACGUUGUGUAAUGUUUGAUACGUGGGAUGAAAUAUCAGACUUUGUUACCAAAUGUAUUUGUGAAGACUGUAGUCUGUAUCACCUUGUACAGCAUUAAAACAAAGAAGAGGCAUGAGCAUUGCAUUGUAUAUUGUACUAUAUGAAGUACAACCAAGAAAUAUUUUGUAUGUUAUAUACUUAAAGGGAUAGUUCAACAUUUUGGGGAUUGUGCUCAUUUGCUUUCUUGCUGCAGAUUGAUACAAUUUUUAUGACUGUGCAGUUAAUAUGAAGCUAAAGCCAGCAGACACUUAGCUUAUCUUAUCUUAGCUUAGCUUAGCUUAGCAUAAAGACUGUAAACAGGGGAAAACAGCUAGCCUGACUCUGACUGAUGCUAGCAAAAUCCACCUUCUAGCAAUUCUAAUGCUGUUAGUUAACACGCUCUAUCUCUUUUAUUCAGUGUGUACAAAAACCAAGUUGUGAAAACAACAAUUUACCGUUUUAAACAGGGUUAUGUGCCAGACUAUUUCUUGGCUCUGAGCAGUUGCCAGGAAACCAGUGGAGACUCCAGAAAGUUACUGGUACAUGCCAAGAAAUAGCACAUAACACCUGUAAACCACUGAACUGUUGUUUCCACGCUUCUUGUUUUUGGUCAGAAAUAUAACCCUCACAAACAACCUUCAGCAGAGUAUAUUUUACCUUGCACAAAACCAGGCUAGCGUUUUCCCCGUUUCCAGUCUUUAUGCUAAGCUAAGCUAACAAGCCCCUGGUUCCAUCUUGUUAUUUACUUUCCAGAACAAGUAAGCAAAUGACUGUAUUUCAGAAAAUGCUGAACUAUUCCUUUACGAUAGAAACAAUAACUUUCUUGCAGUAGGAAUCAACAAGAAGUGGAGGUGAACGUGUUCAGACUCACCCUGGCUCCUCAAACAGUCACAUCCCUGUCUAACAUUAUUACCUCAUGUUUUAUACAUCAAAGAUUGUAUCGCGAACUGUUCAUGUACUAAAGUUAACGACAAAGGGAUCAAGUUAUCAUUAUCACAGAAACCAUAAAUAAUAAUAUUCCCCUAAAAACCUGUCUGUCCACCAGAUGUUGGCCAAAAUAUAUUUGAAAAUGUUUUAAAAUGUAAAGUUUGAUGUAAGAGGACACCUCAAGUUCAACAGAUUACUUACAGAAAGCUACAGAGUCAAAUAACUCUGGCUUUGCUGCUUAAUCUCUGCAAACUGGACGCUGUUUCUUUUGCUUUUAUAAGGGUAGAGGUAGUUCACUUUGAUUUUUUUUCUCACUUUUUUGAUCCUCUUUUAAAAGCACAUCCUAACGGACAGAGGUCACUUUCAGAUCAUUUCUACACAUAUGCAAGGUACUCUGAGUGUUGAGGUGUAAAGGUUACGGUGUUUGUUGGUACUGAGAUAAAGGGUACUAAACAGUUCAUGAGUGUUGGUGCCAUGAACUGCAGGUCCAUGUGACAAACGUUUGUCUUGCCAAAUUAAUUGACUGAAAGACAAUGUCAGGAUAAACAUGUUUUUUCGGUUUAAAUGUAUGUAUUGCCUGUCAUUACAUCAUCAAAAUGGCGACAACCACCAUGAUCCCUGAUGCUGUCAAACAACUUCGUCAGCAGCUCAACAUGCUGUCCCUGAAUCACUUUGUGUUACUUGUUGGGAUAUAAACUAUAGUGAUUUGACUGUGUAGUUUUAUGUUGUUUCAAUGACCAUGCCAAAACUAAAAAAGAAAUUACAAAAGAAGUUCAUAUGGCUGACUGGUUAUUUUUGCAUUAUUGAAAAUAAAAGUAUGCACAUUCCUUCUGUG
This is a messenger RNA of Lates calcarifer (barramundi perch), 5253 nucleotides long. Its product is annotated as nuclear receptor subfamily 2 group F member 6. Gene Ontology annotation, molecular function: RNA polymerase II cis-regulatory region sequence-specific DNA binding; zinc ion binding; nuclear receptor activity. The coding region runs from base 1760 to 2980 and encodes 406 amino acids. The record is from RefSeq and is a predicted model, not a curated record. Gene Ontology annotation, biological process: negative regulation of transcription by RNA polymerase II; cell differentiation; anatomical structure development. NCBI's taxonomy places the organism in Eukaryota, Metazoa, Chordata, Actinopteri, Centropomidae. The transcript has 5 exons.